AUGUCGUUUUGGUGUGUGGUAUUUUUGGAAAUUUGGAAGAGAAAAGAGUUUUAAUUGUCAAAAUGAAACAAAAGAUUAUAUUGCUGCUCCAGUUACUUGUUCUCGUGGCUACAGCGACCCUCGAGGAAGAAAUUGCAGGUCAAGAGGAGAGCGAACUGGCUCUUCGUCAGAUCGAACCUUCGGAUUGUCAGUUCCAAGUUAUCAAGAGCUGUAAUCAUCAAUUCAAGAGUUUGUUUGAAAAGAGYGCAGGCGAACCUGAUUUGGAAGUGUACUGCAAUGGAAUGCAGUCGUUUAUGACGUGCCUGGAAACUUCGAGCUGUAGUGGACCGUUCCUUGACGACUAUASAUACGUGGUUCUUCAGCAUGGUAUGAUGGACAAGAAAUUAAACUUGUGUCCCGACCACGUGUACACAACACUCAGGACUAAGGUCCAAGCCACUACGAAACAUCGUGCCAUUGAUAUUGGUGCGGACAGCUCAGCCGAAUGCUCAGUCUUAGUUCACAAAAAGUGCGUUCUGAUAUUCACAAAAAAUAUGGAGACGAACUCCAACAUGUGCCAAGAUGUUCAGUCUUUCUUGGACUGUUACAAGAAGGAAUCUCCCACAUGCAAGGCAGAGAUUACGCAAGAUUUUGCUCAGCUAUGCAACCAGCUUGGUGAAGAGAUGCUGAAAGCGAGCGAAAAGCAUAGAGGAAUGAUGUGCUGAGAUGUGAAAAUCAAACUAAACUGUGUGGAAUGAGAGAAAAUACACGCACAGACAAGGCACUGUGAAUUUUGUUUGCAAUGCAUGAACAACAAAAAUUUAAAAAAKUUAAAACAUUGUCGCGGAAUAGUAUGAGAGCUUUGAGUAAAUGAAACUAUAAUCAAUAUGGAAAAUGAAUAAAAGGUGAGAGAUAGAUGAAUAGGAGGGUAACCACAAGGAACGUAUUACGAAUGGAAAGAAUUAUGACGUAAAAGACGCAAAUAAAUUGUGAACAAACUGAUCAAU
Actinia tenebrosa (Australian red waratah sea anemone) is the source of this 986-nucleotide messenger RNA. RefSeq lists its product as uncharacterized. NCBI's taxonomy places the organism in Eukaryota, Metazoa, Cnidaria, Anthozoa, Actiniaria, Actiniidae. The record is from RefSeq and is a predicted model, not a curated record.